GCAGCUUGAAAGUCAACCACAUCUAUGAGCAGCUGGAUCUCUUGAUCCCCUCUCUCCUCCGCGCUGCUCGAAAAUAGCUAUGGCGACGGGAUUCAGUGUUCCUAACCAGGAACAACCACUUCUACACACACCGGUCCCGCGUCGUUCUGUAACCGGUGCGGCCUGGGUAUAUCCGCUCAAGGGCAUAUACUUUUUCCUUUCUCACCGGUACUUGCACCCGCUGCUUCGAGCGCGCCUCUUGCCGUGUUUUCUCCUCUCAAUCGCCGUCCUAGCGAUCCUUUUCACAUUCACCUAUCUGCCUCAGGUCGCCGUUCUUGCCAUUUUCCACGGGCGGCACCUAGCAUGGAUCAACGGCGCAUUCUUAGUGCUCGGCGAGGGCGCCGCCAUCGUGGCGCUUCUCUUUGAAGCAUUUUUAGUAGAUGAAACGCUGGUCGAUGUUUUUGACGCGGUUCUUGUCGAUCAUGGCCUAGAAAACCUCGUUGCGAAAAGACGGCCAGUGGACCCUUAUGGAGAAAGCAAUCCGGCCAGACGAUUAGGGAAACCCACUCAGUCCUCGGUCUAUGCUCCAUUCUCCUUCCGACAGAUUAUCGAGUUUGUCCUGCUCCUCCCUCUCAACUUCCUUCCGGUAGUGGGCACGCCCUUGUUUCUCAUUCUCACUGGGUAUCGAGCGGGACCGUUGCAUCACUGGCGAUACUUUAAAUUUCUGGAAUUCAGCAAGUCGGAAAGGAAAGCGUUUGUUCGGCAAAGACAACGCGCAUACACAGCAUUUGGUACCAUUGCAUUAAUCCUCCAACUUAUCCCGGUACUCAGCAUGUUCUUCUUAAUGACGACGGCAGCUGGGUCGGCGCUCUGGGUGGUCAGACUCGAGAAGCAAAGGCGUCUUGAAUCAGCAGACGUUGAGCCUCCCUAUGUUGAUAACGUCUAAGCUCAGAAUCCCUUUUCAUAUAGUCAGGCGCAUGGUUUAUAUACGGACAUUUUUACUUUUUGCAAGUUCAUUUUGU
Molecule: messenger RNA, 1001 nt
Organism: Xylona heveae TC161
Lineage: Eukaryota; Fungi; Ascomycota; Xylonomycetes; Xylonales; Xylonaceae
Exons: 4
Coding region: 80-925 (281 amino acids)
Cellular component (GO): prospore membrane; ascospore wall; lipid droplet
Source: RefSeq, a predicted model, not a curated record